Messenger RNA from Trichomonas vaginalis G3, 498 nucleotides. RefSeq names its product RNA polymerase II transcription regulator recruiting protein. Gene Ontology annotation, molecular function: DNA-binding transcription factor activity, RNA polymerase II-specific; RNA polymerase II cis-regulatory region sequence-specific DNA binding. The transcript has a single exon. Gene Ontology annotation, biological process: regulation of DNA-templated transcription. Bases 1 to 498 code for a protein of 165 amino acids. Lineage: Eukaryota; Parabasalia; Trichomonadida; Trichomonadidae. The record is from RefSeq and is a predicted model, not a curated record. Gene Ontology annotation, cellular component: nucleus.
AUGUCUGAGAAGAAGUUAAGAAGCAACCACACUCCUAAAGCUAAAUGGUCGUACAAGGAAGACCAACGCCUAAUCGAAGCUAUUAAGAAGUAUGGAUUUAUAAAAUGGAAUGAAAUAGCUAAGAUUGUUGGUGGCAGCAGAAACGGAAAACAGUGCAGAGAAAGGUGGAGGUUUGCACUUUCUCCAGACAUCAAUAACUCGCCAUGGAACGCCGAAGAAGAUGCUUUAUUAAUAAAACUUUAUGAAAAAUAUGGAAAUAAAUGGUCUACAAUUGCAAGAUUCCUAGAUGGAAGAUCUGCUAUUAAAGUAAAAAAUAGACUAAAGACCUUAACAAAGAACCAGAGUAUGGAUUGUGAUUCAAAUUCCAAUGAUGAAAGCCCAAAGACCACUGCAUUACAAAUUCAAGCUGAUCCACUCAAAAUAUACGACACUGCCUUUGAUUUCAAUACUUUUGAUACUUCUUAUGAAGUUUUUCCGGAUAAUUUGAAUAUUGAAUGA